Macrosiphum euphorbiae (potato aphid) is the source of this 1380-nucleotide messenger RNA. NCBI's taxonomy places the organism in Eukaryota, Metazoa, Arthropoda, Insecta, Hemiptera, Aphididae. The record is from the annotation of a GenBank genome assembly.
AUGGAGAAAACUCAAGAAACUGACACAGACCCACUGAUUUCUGAUAUAAAUAAUAUUGCAAUACACGAUCCAGUAAUUAGUAAAUCUGUUACUGAAAAUGAGCCUGAACCAAGUAGUUCGGAACAGGGAAGUUCUUAUGAAAUUUUAUUUGAUCAACUUAAAGAAAAUAACAAACAUAUAUUUGUUUUAAGUACAGCUGGUAAACCUAUAUACACACGGUUUGGAAAUGAAAACCAAAUGGCCUCGCUUUUUGGUUUAAUGAUAGCUUUAGUGUCGGUGACCCAAGAUUCAAAUGACACAUUACAGUCGAUUUGUUGUGGUCAGACUCGAAUAGUGUUUUUAAAUAAAGAUCCUAUUAUACUGGUCGGCGUUUCCCAAACUUCUGAGCCAAAUGACCAAAUUAAAAAACAAUUAACAUAUGUCUAUAACAAUAUAAUUAGUACAUUGACAUUAACCCAGUUAAAAAAAAUCUUCCACAAUAGGACUAAUUUUGAUUUAAGGCGAUUAAUGAGUGGAUCUGAAAGAUUGAUAGACAAGCUUAUAACGUUUACUGAGAAUGAUCCAGGAUUUUUAUUGGAUUCCAUUAGUUGUCUACAAAUGCCAUCUAGUAGCAGAGAUAAAAUAACACAAACCAUAUUGACACAAUGCAGUAAAAUAAAAAAUUUAGUAUUUGGUUUAUUAAUUGCUCAAAAACACGUUAUAUCGAUUGUACGUAUGAAAAAAUACUCGCUGCAUGUAUCUGAUAUUCACUUAAUAUUAAACCUAAUCAAUUCAACAGAAUCGUUUAAAACAGCAGAGACUUGGACACCUAUUUGUUUACCUACAUUUGAUUCUAGUGGUUACAUGCACGCUCAUAUAUCAUAUUUGGCAGAAGAUUGUCAAGCAUGUCUAGUUUUGUUAACAAUUGAUCAUAAUCUUUUUUUUUCACUAUCCGACGCCAAAAGAAAAAUCACAGAAAAAAUGCGUUGCAAUGAUUGUCUCCAUGAAAUCAACGAAGCUAUUAUUCGUCAACCCGUCAGCUUAGCACGAGCAAAUAUUACUGGAUUACGGCAUCUUUUGUAUAAGAACAAAAACCGCUCACAACACUGGUGCCCUCCGUUUACUUCUCCAUAUAAUACCAUCGCACUACAACAAAACCUCAUGUCAGUUUAUGGUUCAUUGAUCAGCCAAAUGAAUUUCCCUGGCCGUACAUUGAAAGUAAUUUUUCAACAAUUAACAGCUGAAACUAUGCUAGCUUGGGCAACUGACGAUGUUGAAUUGUAUAUGAGUUUUGAGCCUCUAAUUUCUAAAGAAUGUGCAACAAAUGCAGUAACUAAACUAACACAAUGGAUGAAAAAAGAAGAGGAUUCAUUGUUUAUAUUUAAUAUUCCCAUGUUUUAA